UUACACUUGGAGUUUGGAGAAAGGGGGGCAUGAUUUUACACUUGGAGCUUGGAGAAAGAGGGGCAUGAUUUUACACUUGGAGCUUGGAGAAAGGGGGGCAUGAUUUGCACUUGGAGAUUGGAGAAAGGGGGGCAUGAUUUGCACUUGGAGCUUGGAGAAAGAGGGGCAUUAUUUUACACUUGGAGCUUGGAGAAAGGGGGGCAUGAUUUUACACUUGGAGCUUGGAGAAAGAGGGGCAUGAUUUUACACUUGGAGCUUGGAGAAAGGGGGGCAUGAUUUUACCCCUGGAGCUUGGAGAAAGAGGGGCAUGAUUUUACACUUGGAGCUUGGAGAAAGGGGGGCAUGAUUUGCACUUGGAGAUUGGAGAAAGAGGGGCAUGAUUUUACACUUGGAGCUUGGAGAAAGAGGGGCAUGAUUUUACACUUGGAGCUUGGAGAAAGGGGGGCAUGAUUUUACACUUGGAGCUUGGAGAAAGAGGGGCAUGAUUUUACACUUGGAGCUUGGAGAAAGGGGGGCAUGAUUUUACACUUGGAGCUUGGAGAAAGGGGGGCAUGAUUUUACACUUGGAGCCUGGAGAAAGAGGGGCAUGAUUUUACACUUGGAGCUUGGAGAAAGGGGGGCAUGAUUUUACACUUGGAGUUUGGAGAAAGGGGGGCAUGAUUUGCUGACAUAAUUAUAAUCUAAAUCCCACCUUAAUUUACUCAUUGUGACACACUGAGGUUCCAAACUCUGUUUUAGACCAGACUGACUUAAUGACCAAAAUUAUCCCAUUUACACUUUGUUGUCAAUUUUGACACGAUAAUAAAUGUUUCUGACUCAUAUUGAUGCCACAGGCCGUUUUUCAAAGGGAUUCGUUGUUUAGUUUUUUUUAAGGGGCCAGUCAUUCUUUAAUGCUUGUUUGUACUUCCUCAAUUGUUAUCUCAUGUGGGCCCAAAGGUGAACUUGACUUGACAUGUUUUGUCGACAGGCCACUUCUUUUACACAUGGUUUCCCAGCCUAUAAAUCUCAGGAGGAUCAGCAUCCUCUAUCUCACAUGAUGAUGAUGAUGAUGAAUUCUGACAGGACACAGUAGAGGUUUCAAACGAGAGGAGAGGGAAGUGAUGAUCUUUCUCGGGACAGAGUGACUGGAUACAGGAGUACAGCAGUCUUUACAGGUUCUCCACAACGACAUAACGAUGACGGUCUCCUACACCCUAGAAGUGGCCAAUGCUAAGUUUGGAGGGUUUUCCAAGCUGCUCUUCAGGUGGAGGGGAAGCAUCUACAAGCUGUUAUAUAAAGAGUUCCUGGUGUUCUGUCUGCUGUACAGCUUCUUCAGUGUUUUCUACAGGUUCUUCCUCACUGAGAAACAACAGUUGUUGUUUGAAAAUGUAGCCCUUUACUGUGACCAGUUUACCAACUUUAUACCAAUGUCCUUUGUGCUGGGUUUCUAUGUAACCCUGGCGUUCAACCGUUGGUGGGGUCAGUACACCAGCUUCCCCCUGCCUGAUAACCUGAUGAUGGUGGUGUCAGGGAACGUCCACGGGCUCGACGAGAGGGGCCGGCUGCUCCGACGCACCCUCAUGAGAUAUGCUAACCUCUCCUCUGUCCUCAUCCUGCGAUCCAUCAGCACUAGAGUACGCAGGAGGUUCCCAACCCUGGAGCAGGUGGUGGAUGCAGGAUUUAUGACACCACUGGAGCAUCGCCAGCUGGAUGGUCUGUACUCUGACUUCAACAAGUACUGGAUGCCUCUGACGUGGUUCACUAACCUGGCAUCACGGGCCAGACAGGAGGGCCGGAUCAGAGACGACGUCGCUCUACGACUUCUCAUGGAUGAGCUGAAUAACUACAGAGGAAAGUGCAGCCUGCUGUUUCACUAUGACUGGAUCAGUAUUCCUCUGGUCUACACUCAGGUAGUGACCCUGGCUGUGUACUCGUUCUUCGGCUUCUGUCUGAUUAGUCGGCAGUUCCUGAACCCUGAGAAGGGGUAUAAAGGUCACCAGCUGGAUUUGUACGUCCCCGUCUUCACCCUGCUUCAGUUCUUCUUCUAUGCAGGCUGGCUCAAGGUGGGGGAACUGAUCAUCAAUCCUUUUGGAGAGGACGAUGACGAUUUUGAAACCAACCAACUAAUUGACCGAAAUAUUCAGGUGUCCAUGCUGGCUGUGGAUGACAUGCACCAGAACCUGCCCCCAACAGAGAAGGACAAGUUCUGGGUGGAGAGAUACUUCUCUGUCCCCUACUCUACUGGUACUGAGACCCUCAGACCUACCUUCAUGGGCUCAACAUAUGACAUAAGCUUUGAAUCUGGUCAGGCCGUCUCCAUGCCCUUCGUCUAUAAGGAUGAGUGUGGUGAUGUGGACAGGAAGAUGAAGGAUGUGUCUUUAGUGAGAGACAGACAGCUGAAGGUGUCUCAUCUUCAGACAGAACGAGGGGAGGGGCAGUUCAAGGUGGCUGUGGAACUCAUCCAAGCCAAUGACAAUGAGCAGAGCUCUUGUUGAAAGAUCUGUGCAACUCGUUUAUGGGUUUUGUUUAUUUUUGGGGGGAUAAUUCAUGCAUUUUCCAUGCACCUGUGUGUCAAUGAUUGUGUGAAAUGUCUUCUACAAUCAUGUUUAGAUUGUUUGUUUGUAAUCCUGGUUAUUAAAAAAUGAUUUUGAAAAACAUUAAUUCUUAUUUUUAUGAAGAAUAUAAAAACCAUUAAAUUAAACAGCUGUGACAGUGAUGCAUGACUUUUAACUUUGAAGCCUGAUUCCAUGAUAUAACAUUGUAGAUUGAUUUCAAGAACUAAAUGAGAUUAUCUACAUAAAUGAAUAUACUGUAAAUUGUGAACCAAUCUGCCAAGACUGACAUACGUAUGUAAGGAAUAAAGGUGUGAUUCUUUUUCAUAUUUCAUUUUUUUGUAUUCUCUUGUAUUGUUUAUUUUCUGGUGUAUUUUUUACGCAAUGUGUUGUGUAAUUUGUAAGAUGCGGAGCUUUUUUGGUCUCAAUAGGACACCCUGUUAAAAUAAAGGGCAAAUAAAAAGCA
Oncorhynchus mykiss (rainbow trout) is the source of this 2997-nucleotide messenger RNA. The record is from RefSeq and is a predicted model, not a curated record. NCBI's taxonomy places the organism in Eukaryota, Metazoa, Chordata, Actinopteri, Salmoniformes, Salmonidae.